GGCAGGGCACCUCCCCGGCUUCGCAGCGGUGACCUCCGCGGUCCUCCAGGCAGCUCGCCCUCCGGCUGCGCCCGCCCCAGAACGCCGGCGCCGGGUCCCCGCGCGACUACCUCCUGGCGUUGGCACUCCCCUCCUCCUCCUCCUCCUCGCUCGCCCCUCCUCCGCCUCUUCCGUUUCAGAGGGAAAGUCUGCAGCCUCCUUCUGGGCUCCGCAUCUCCGCUUAGGUAAUCCUCUUUCCUGCUUACGCCACCCCUCCCCGGUGUCCCCGCGCCGGCGUCUCCUCCUCCGCGCAUCUGGGUCCCCGCGAGCGGCGCGCGCUCCAUCGCCUCCGCGGAGGGCAGAUACCAGUGGUUUACCGGAGAUUCUAACCUGUGUCCAUCUCUGGCGGAGGAUCCAUGGCUUCUCUGACUCUGCCCUUCUUCCUCCCAGGAUUCAGUUCUGUUUUCUCCACCUACCUAAGUUCCACCCUAUCAACUAGGCCAAGCCGAGAGCCAGUGGAGCCAGACUAGGGCGGAGGAACCUUUAGAAAUGUCAGACGUCCUGCGGGAGCUGCUCCGCGUCUCCGAGAAGGCUGCUAACAUCGCCCGGGCGUGCCGGCAGCAGGAGGCCCUCUUCCAGCUGCUCGUGCAGGAGAAGAAAGAUGCGGAGAAGAACAAGAAGUUCGCGGCGGACUUCAAGACCCUGGCGGACGUGCUGGUGCAGGAAGUCGUAAAGCAGAACAUGGAGAAUAAGUUUCCAGGCUUGGGGAAAAAAAUUUUUGGCGAAGAAUCCAAUGAAUUUACAAAUGAUUUGGGAGAAAAGAUCACUGUGGAGCUGCGGUCCACGGAGGAGGAGACAGCAGAGCUUCUCAGCAGAGUCCUGGAUGGCAACGUGCCGGCGUCUGAAGCGCUGGCGAAGGUGGUGCAUCAGGAUGUGGACCUAAGUGACCCCACUCUGGAGUCCCUGGAAAUCAGGGUUCCACAGGACAUUCUGGGGAUUUGGGUGGACCCCAUAGAUUCCACCUAUCAGUAUAUUAAAGGUUCUGCCAAUGUGAAAUCCAACCAGGGAGUCUUCCCCAGUGGGCUUCAGUGUGUGACGAUUUUGAUUGGUGUCUAUGACAUACAGACAGGCGUGCCCCUGAUGGGAGUCAUCAACCAGCCUUUUGUGUCUCAGAAUCUAACUACUCUAAGGUGGACGGGGCUGUACUACUGGGGCCUCUCCUACAUGGGGACCAACAUCCAUUCCCCGCAGAUCGCCCUCUCUAAAGGGACCGGCGGUGAAACCCAGACUGAAAACUCAGACGGGGAGCUCUCCCGCCCCCUGUCCGCAGUCAUCAGUACCAGCGAGAACGAGACCAUCAAAGCGGCGCUGUCGCGAGCGUGCGGGGGCGGCGUCUUCCCGGCAGCGGGGGCAGGCUACAAGAGCCUCUGUGUAGUCCAAGGCCUGGUUGACAUUUACAUCUUCUCAGAGGACACCACGUUCAAGUGGGACUCCUGUGCCGCCCACGCCAUUCUGAGGGCCAUGGGCGGGGGCAUUGUAGACAUGAAAGAGUGCUUGGCGCGAAAUCCCCAACCGGGGCUGGACUUACCACAGUUGCUGUAUCACACGGAAAACAAAGGUGCUUCCGGAGUGGAUCUCUGGGCCAACAAGGGAGGACUGAUAGCUUAUAGGUCCAGGCAUCGGCUGGACACUUUGCUGAGCUGCCUCAUCCAAAACCUCGGGCUUUUGAAGACACAGACAUAGGGCCCUGACCUCAACUCGCCCUAAAGCUGAACCGAACCCCUUUGUGCUGUCUGUUUAAUGUUCCCUUGCCUCUUUUCAGGAACAUUUUCUCGUUAUGUGUUCAUAAUGUUAAUUUCUGUAAAUUAAUGACAUUCGUGUCACAACUAAGUUGGUAUAUGAUGUUCUUACAGGGAACCUUGUUCUGUUAAUGUUGCUUGGAACCCUUCAAUAAAUUUCCAAGGGAGGAGUGGAAUUGCCCGGCUGGAGUAGAAUGGCUGAAUUGAGCCAGGCUGGAGCUGGGUUUUAUUUCUCGUCCUGGAGAAGAAAUCUGUGGUUCGGGCCUGAGGCAGGAGAUUCAGAACUGUGGAUCUGAAUAAUGGAGCCAACUGCAUAGCCUUUCAGUAGUUUGUGUUUCUCCUUUAAAAUAAAUAAGUAAAAGCUCAAUGCGGAGGCAGAAAGGGAAUUGGAAAUCAGGAAACAAAAAGGAGAGAUCCACACACGGAGAGAGAGAGAGAGAGAGAGAGAGAGAGAGAGAGAGAGAGAGAGAGAGAGAGAGAG
Messenger RNA from Alexandromys fortis (reed vole), 2259 nucleotides. RefSeq names its product inositol polyphosphate-1-phosphatase (gene Inpp1). Gene Ontology annotation, biological process: phosphatidylinositol phosphate biosynthetic process. The transcript is spliced from 7 exons. Gene Ontology annotation, molecular function: inositol-1,4-bisphosphate 1-phosphatase activity. NCBI's taxonomy places the organism in Eukaryota, Metazoa, Chordata, Mammalia, Rodentia, Cricetidae. The record is from RefSeq and is a predicted model, not a curated record. Bases 529 to 1722 code for a protein of 397 amino acids.